GACGCCCUCUACCUCCUCCAAGCGCGACCGAUCACGACGCUGGACUCCUGGACGGACUUCGAGCUCCUUCAUGAACAGGACUCGGCUCAUCUCACAGACCACGAGCUCUACACUAAAGCCAACGUUGACGAAGUUCUCCAAGGAAGGAUCUCCCCUCUGACCUUAUCUAUCCUGCCAUCCGUCCUGGACGUGGUCUUCCAGAGGGACUCCAUUCGCUGCAAGUGGCCGGCUGUCCCCUUCGACCCGCACCACGUGAAGCUCUGCCCGACGUUCGCUUCGCAGUUCUUCCUCAACAUGAUCGAGAUGCAAUACCAGUUCAUCCAAAGCAGUGAGGUGAACGCCACUUGCCAGGCCAUUGACCUCGCUGUGUUCGGCCACGAGGUCACGACCCCGCAGUUCCUGGCCUGGGGCACCGAGCGCUUCGGAAUGAUGAACAGGAUGACCCUCCUUCAAGUCUUGUUCAACCUGAUUUACGACAAGUUCGCCAACGGCAGCCGAGUCAGCAGAGGCCGGCAGAAGUUCGGAGAUUACUGUCUGGAUCAAGGAAGAAGUACGUUGUCUCCCGAGGCUCUCUAUUCCGAUAUCACGAAUCAUCUCCCAGAUAUGGUUGAGGGGAGCCACAACCACGUCCUCACGAGCAAGUUCAGCUCCAGCAGCCAGUGCAUCGCCCUCCAGAUGCUGGCGGAGAAUAACACGGAGCUCAGCGAGGACAACCGGACGGACAUCGCCCUCCUCCUCUCCUCGUGCACCGGCGUCGAAUCGGCCGAUGUCCCGACGGCGCUGAAGGCUUUAGCUCGCGUGAUCGCCGAGAACGAGGAGGUGGACGACUUCCUUGGCAUGACAGGAGACGAGGCUCAGGUGUGGCUGGAGAGCGACCCCGGCCUCGUCGGCACCGCCUUCAGGGCCUUCCUCGCCAGGCACGGGCAUCGCUGCAUCAAGGAGCUCGACCUUCACUCUGUGUCUUGGGGAAUGGACCCUCACACGCUCGUCCAGACGCUGCAGGUGAUGGUGCGGCAUCCCAGUAGCUACACGAGUGUGAAGAAAGUUACUUCCAUCGACCAAGCUCUUGACAGCAUCAGAAGUCAAGUGACGCCCAAGACCAAACGCUCGCUCAAGUUCGUGCUGCCCAUGUGUCGCGAGGCCGUCGUGAACCGCGAGGCCACCAAGUCUCAGAUCGUGAAGAUCCUCGACGGCUUCCGGAAGGCGUACAGGAACCUAGGUCAGCUCAUGGUCUCGGAAGCGCGACUGCCUGACGCCGACCUUAUCUUCUAUCUGAAGCACAGCGAGAUCGGCGAACUCAUUAGGACUCGGUCUCCAAGCCUUAUUGCGAAAGCAGUGCGAAGGAAACGGCUCGACGCGCAGAUUGAAGCCACGAAGUUCCCUGAAAUCUCCGUCGGAUUGCCGCGGCCGAUCUCUGCCAGUGAGUCCUUCGUCGUGCCCUCUGACGGCAGCGAGCUCGUUCUGCAGGGAACCCCCGUGUGCCAGGGCAUGGUCACCGCCCCCGCCAGGAUCAUAACGGACCUCAAGGAUGCGCCGACCAUACAGAACGGCGACAUCCUGGUGACCCACAGCACGGACGUCGGCUGGACCCCCUACUUCCCGCUGCUGUCUGGCGUCGUCACGGAGAUCGGCGGCUUGGUCUCGCACGGCGCGGUGGUUGCGCGCGAGUACGGGCUUCCGUGCGCAGUCGGGAUAGCGGCGGCCACGUCCAUUCUGCGCUCAGGUGACACCAUCAUUCUCAACGCCACGAAGGGAACGGUUACCCGAGUGGAAUCCAAGGCGACGUCAGGAGAUUAGACCUUGAAGGCUCUGGGGCUCGAUAGCCUUGCAUUUCAUUCUUCUGUUGUCUCAGCGUCUUCUGUCUGUCAGUUUCUUUGUAUGUGUGUGCCCGGUUGCGCGGUUUUGACAUUUUUUGUGUGUAUAUAUAUGUGUGUGUGUGUGUGUCAGUUUCUUUGUGUGUGUCUAUACUUGAGUAUGUGUGAUUAAACGGGUCUUGAUAUGUGAUUUAGAUAGACUGGCAAGCCGUUUUACCUCAACUGAUGAAGUUUUCUUUAUAUCUUAGAAUUUAAAGAUGCAAAAAUUUAUAUAUUCUUGUGUCUUGUAUAUUUUGUUGAAAUUUAAUGUAUAUAUCUUGCAGAAAUAAACUUUGUUAUUUCCCCAUGAA
Molecule: messenger RNA, 2164 nt
Organism: Penaeus vannamei (Pacific white shrimp)
Lineage: Eukaryota; Metazoa; Arthropoda; Malacostraca; Decapoda; Penaeidae
Source: RefSeq, a predicted model, not a curated record